GGGGAAGGAGCGAGUCGAAGUGAAGUUGAAACGGCCUGGCGGUUGGCGGGCAUGCAUUUUCCAUCGCUGGCCCGGAGCGUCUUGCUCACCUUGGCGACCUUGUGGCUGGAGACCGCCGCCUCCCGUACAUCUUUGGAACCGUCUAUUAAAUGUAGUUCUGAAACUGGCCCAUCUGCUGAAUGGGCAGUCAAACACCGUUUAACACCAGGAGAUCUGCAGAACCUGAGAGUUGAAGCUGUUAAAGCUGAUGUUGGGACAGAAUCUGAUCCAAUUCAUAUGAAUAUUAGCUGGAAACUUAGAGAAGAUGCAAGCAUCCGGGUGUUGACUGCUACCAAGAUCUGUGUCCUUGGGAAAGGCAGAAUCCAAACCUUCGAGUGUGUUCGAUGCAACUACACUGAUACAUUUAAAAGUCAAACUAACCCCAGUGGGGACAAAUGGCAGUUUCAUUAUGUUGGAUUUCCUGUAGAAUUGAAUACACUGUAUUUUAUCAAUGCUCAUAAUAUACCAACAGCAAAUAUGAAUGAGGAUGCGCCUUCCAUAUCUGUGAAUUACACAUCACCAGGUUGCCUAGAUGGGGUAAUGAAGUUUAAAAAACGAUGUGUAGAAGUGGGAAGUCUCUGGGAUCCAAAACUCAUUGCCUGUAAGAAAGAGAAGUCACUGGAAGUGACCUUUACAACCAGUACCCUUGGAACGAAGUACUCCAUUUUGGUUGAGAUGGAUGACCCUAUUGGAGUGAUUAAGAAUUUUGAGAGAAAUCAGACCCGUGUUUCUGUAACAAUCGCAGUGCCUGAGGAAAGUGAAGGUGUUACUGUGCAGCUAAUUCCUUACUUCCCUAAAUGUGGCAAUGACUGCAUAAGGCGCAAAGGAACUAUCCUAACUUGCUCAGAACCAGGUGGAAGUGAUCGACUACUGAGGAACCUGAACCGCUCUACUCCCCAAGAUCUGUCUUCUACUGGGAAAAGAGAGAUCAUGGAAGAAAGAAGCAACAAAACCAUUUCGGUAGGAAGCCACUUGCUUUUAAUCUUACCUGCUUCAUUUGUAGUUACAUGGGUUCUUGCUGCUGGCGUAUAUUUGAUUUGGAGGCACGAAAAAGUUAAACAAGUGGUUUUCCAAGCCACAAAGCUACAACCACCCAUUAAAGUUUUGGUUGUAUAUCCAUCAGAUGUAUGUUUCCAUCACACAGUUUGCUGUUUUGCUGAAUUUCUUCAUGAUCACUGCAGAAGUGAUAUUAUUAUCGACAAGUGGCAGAAAAGGAAAAUAGCAGAAAUGGGCCCAGUUCAGUGGCUUGCCACUCAGAAGGAGGAAGCAGAUAAAGUCAUUUUUCUGCGUUCUAGCUGGAAUAUUACAAUGUGCGAAGUUACCUGCCACAAAGAUACCGGAGGCCAGAGUGAAAGUUCUCAAGAGCUGUUUAUGCUUGCAUUUAACCUGUUCUGCAGUGAUCUGAAAAGCCAGUCUUUGCUACACAAAUACAUGGUCGUCUAUUUCAAUGAAGAAAACUCCUCAGAUAAUUUUAGUGCCCUCAACCUUUGUCCCAAAUAUCAUCUCAUGAAGGACACUGAUCUCUUCUGUAGAGAUCUUCAAAACAUCUAAGAGCCCAUGCCAUGAGAAGGCAGAAAACAUCCAGUCACCCCAGAUCCUCACAGAAAUAAAGAAAAUACAAAGGAAUUUGUA
Molecule: messenger RNA, 1671 nt
Organism: Ornithorhynchus anatinus (platypus)
Lineage: Eukaryota; Metazoa; Chordata; Mammalia; Monotremata; Ornithorhynchidae
Gene: IL17RB
Product: interleukin 17 receptor B
Exons: 12
Coding region: 52-1590 (512 amino acids)
Molecular function (GO): interleukin-17 receptor activity
Source: RefSeq, a predicted model, not a curated record